UGGGCGGAGCCGCCGGUCCCGCUCCGCCGCGCGGCUGCAGCACCGGGAGCGGCGGCGCCGAGGGCGCUCGGGGCGCUCCAAGCAUGGGCGUUCGCCGCCUCCUCGGGCUCCUGCUCGCCGCUUGCGCCGCUUUCCUCCUCCCCGGCCCCGGUUGCCUCGCACGACCCUGUUACGAUGAGCUGGUCGCGCCCCUCUACUCCUCGUCCAUCGGUGCCUCCUCCAGAUACAACAUCUUCUACUCAGCCAGCUUCGCCCGGCUGCACAGCACCAGCGGUUGGUCCCCCGACCCCCGCGACAAGCAGCCCUGGCUCCAGAUCGACCUGAUGCAGAAGCACAGGAUCAACGCGGUGGCCACGCAGGGGACCUUCAACACGUACGACUGGCUGACGCGCUACAUCGUGCUCUACGGGGACCACCCCACCAGCUGGAAACCCUUCUUCCAGCAGGGCAGCAACUGGACGUUCUUCGGGAACGUGAACGAGAGCGGGGUGGUGCGGCACGACCUGCACUACCCCAUCCUCGCCCGCUACAUCCGCAUCAUCCCAGUGGCCUGGAACCCCCGGGGGAAGAUCGGGCUGCGCCUGGGCCUCUACGGCUGCCCCUACCGGUCCCACGUGCUGUACUUCGACGGGGACGACGCCAUCUCCUACCGCUUCCGCGCCAAAAAGAUCAGCACGAUGGAAGACGACAUCUCCUUCAACUUCAAGACGGUGGAGCAGGACGGCGUGCUGAUGCACGGGGAGGGCUCGCAGGGCGACUACAUCACGGUGGAGCUCAAGCAAGCCCAGCUCUUCCUGCACAUCAACUUAGGCAGCAGCCCGGUGCACGCCACCGAGGGCCACACCACGGUGGCAGUGGGCAGCCUGCUGGAUGACCAGCACUGGCACUCGCUGCACAUCGAGCGCUACGGCCACCACGUCAACCUGACGCUGGACGGGGAGGUCAAACGCUUCCGCUGCCACGGCACCUUCGAGCAUCUCGACCUCGAGACCGAGCUCUUCUUCGGGGGGGUGAUCGACCAGGACAAGCAGCACCUCACCUACCGGCAAAACUUUCGGGGCUGUGUGGAGAACAUCAUCUUCAACGGGGUCAACAUCGCCGACCUGGCCCGGCACCGGAGAUCCAACAUCCGCUUCGAGGGCAGCGUGGGCCACUACUGCCAGGACCAGGUGAACACUCCCAUCACCUUCGCCGGCAUCAACAACUACGUGCAGGUGCCGGGGAUCCCCCGCAGGAACCGCCUGGCCGUCAGCUUUCGUUUCCGCUCCUGGGACAUGGCCGGGCUCCUGCUCUACACCAGCUUCGCCGACCGCCUGGGCUCCCUGGAGAUGGUGCUGAGCCAGGGCCAGGUCAACGUCUCCAUCGCCCAGCCCGGCAAGAAGAAGCUGGAGUUCGCUGCAGGGCAUCGCCUGAACGACGGCUUCUGGCACUCGGUGCAGCUGGUGGCACGGGAAGGCUCGGCCGUGGUGACCAUCGACGAUGACGACGGUGCCGAAUUUCGGGUGGCGCACCCCUUCCAGCUCCGCACCGGCAGCCAGUACUUCUUCGGAGGCUGCCCCAAGCCGGCCUCGCUCACCGGCUGCCGGUCGAACCAGACGGCCUUCCACGGCUGCCUGCAGAUGCUGAGCGUCGACAUGCAGCCCGUGGACCUGGAGAUGCUGGUGCAGCACCGGCUGGGGAAGUACGCCGACGUCUUCUUCAACGUCUGCGGCAUCACGGACAGGUGCACCCCCAACCUGUGCGAGCACGACGGCCGCUGCAUCCAGUCCUGGGAUGACUUCAUGUGCAUGUGCGACCUGACGGGGUACAAGGGAGAGACCUGCCACAAAUCCCUUUACAAGGAGUCAUGCGAUGCUUACCGGGUCAGCGGGAAGACCUCGGGGAACUACACCAUCGACCCGGACGGCAGCGGGCCGCUCAAGCCCUUCACGGUGUACUGUGACAUACGAGAGGACCGGGCAUGGACCAUCAUCCGGCACAACCGCCACUACGCCACGCGGGUGACAGGCUCCAGCGUGGACCAGCCGUACCUGGGCGCCGUGGAGUACUGGAACGCCUCCUGGGCCGAGGUCUCGGCGCUGGCAAACGCCUCCGAGUACUGCGAGCAGCGCAUCGAGCUGCACUGCUACAACUCCCGCCUGCUCAACACACCCUCUGGGCUGCCCUUCAGCUUCUGGAUGGGCCGAAACAACGAGCGGCACUACUACUGGGGGGGCUCGCGGCCGGGCAUCCAGCGCUGCGCCUGCGGGCUGGAAAAGAACUGCGCCGACCCCCAGUACUUCUGCAACUGCGACGCUGACCACACGCUGUGGAGGACGGACAAGGGGCUGCUGACCUUUGUGGACCACCUGCCCGUCACGCAGGUGGUGGUGGGAGACACCAACCGCUCCGGUUCUGAAGCGCAGUUCCUGCUGGGGCCCCUGCGGUGCUAUGGAGACCGCAACACCUGGAACACCGUCUCCUUCAACAGGGGUGCAGCCCUGCUCUUCCCCACCUUCCAGGCCAACCACAGCCUCGACAUCUCCUUCUACUUCAAGACCACUGCCCUGUCCGGCGUCUUCCUGGAGAACCCCGGCUCCCGAAACUACAUCCGCGUGGAGCUCAACACCACCAGGGACGUGGUGUUUGCCUACGACAUCGGGAACGGGCACGAGAACCUGACGGUGCGCUCGGCGGUGCCCUGGAACGACGACGAAUGGCACCAGGUGAAGGCUGAGCUCAACGUGAAGCUGGCCCGGCUGCGGGUGGACAAGCUGCCCUGGGUGGUGCGGCCGGCCCCGCCGCAGAGCUUUGUGCGCCUUGAGUUCGACAGACCCCUCUACGUCGGCGCGGCGGAGCACAAGAUGCGCCCGUUCCUGGGGUGCCUGCGGGCGCUGCGGAUGAAUGGGGUGACGCUCAACCUGGAGGGCAAGGCCAACGAGACCGAGGGCGUGCGGGUCAACUGCACCGGCCACUGCCAGGACCCGCCGGUGCCCUGCCAGAACAGCGGGCUCUGCGUCGAGCGCUACAGCCACUACAGCUGCAACUGCAGCAUCUCCGCCUUCGACGGGCCCUUCUGCAACCACGACAUCGGAGGGUACUUCGAGGAGGGCACGUGGGUGCGGUACAACAUCCUGCCCAUGUCGCUGUACGCCGCCCGCGAGUUCGCCAGCAUCGUCAGCAGCCCCUGGCAGCCCCUGCCCGGCUACAACCUCACCAGCGAGGAGGUCAGCUUCAGCUUCAGCACCACCUCGGCCCCCGCCGUGCUGCUCUACGUCAGCUCCUUCGUCAAGGACUACAUGGCCGUGCUCAUCAAGGACGACGGGAGCCUGCAGCUGCGCUACCAGCUGGGCACCAGCCCCUACGUCUUCGCCCUCACCACCAAGCCAGUGACGGACGGGAGACCCCACCACGUCAACAUCACCCGCCUGCAUCGCACGCUGUACACGCAGGUGGAUUACCUGCCCGUCAUGGAGCAGCAGUUCUCUCUGUUCGUGGACAGCAAGCUGGACUCCCCCAAGAACCUGUACCUGGGGCGCGUGAUGGAGACCGGCGUGAUCGACCCCGAGAUCCAGCGCUACAACACGCCCGGCUUCUCCGGCUGCCUCUCAGGGGUGAAGUUUAACAGCAUCGUCCCCCUCAAAGCCAUCUUCCGCCCCACCAGCGUGGUGCGGCCCUACAGCAUCCGGGGGGAGCUGGUGGAGUCCAGCUGCGCCUCCAUGCUGCCCCUCACCACCAUCUUCAUCCCCCCCGAGAUGGACCCCUGGUACAUGGGCACGGAGUUCCCCCACGUGCACGACGACGGCUGGAUCGGGAUCAUCAUCGGGUUCGUGACGUUCCUGCUGCUGCUGCUCGGGGGCUUGCUGGUGCUGCUCUACCUCUACUACCACCGCUACAAGGGCUCCUACCACACCAACGAGCCCAAGGCCAUCCAGGACUACGGCGGCACCGUCAAACCGCUGUCGGUGCGCAAAGACCAGAACCUGCCCCAGAUCCUGGAGGAGGCGAAAGGCGAUUAGCGGGGCCGGGGAAGGGGUGGGACGGGCUCGCAGCCCCCCCCGCGGCCACGGCGGGGGCCGCCCGGAGACCAGGAGCAAGCGUCGCGGGACCAAAGGGCCGAGCACACCUGAACUGCCAGCACCGCCGAGCCGAAGCCGGCCCCGUAGCCGGAGCGUGGCCACCUCCAGCCCAGCCCGGCCACCGGCACCCCCAGGUCCCUCCGCCGGAGGCCACCCGCUGCCAGAGCCCUGCUCCUCGGCGGGGACCCCCCCGCGGCACCUCGCAGCCCACAUGGAGGGGGGGGGGGGGGGGGGGGGAGCAGCACCGGAGGGGUGCCCCCCGCCCCGCUCGCGCCUCGAUUACCUGCUGCUUUACUCGCUUAGCAAGAGCCACGAAGGAAACCACGCAAUACCCAGCCUCGGAGCACAGCCCCGGGGCGCCCCAGCAAUACCCUGCCCGUGCGUGCACCGCGCAUGACGCCACCGCACUUUGCUGAGAUGCUGCUUUCCGACCGUCAGGUACGGAUGAUCCUUUCUACCAUUUUUUGUUGUUGUUGUUGUUGUUGUUUUUGUUGCUGGAUAUUCUACUACACUCCGGUGGUUUUUUUUAAUUCUCUCGGUUUGUAUAAAAAAAAAAACAAAAAACAAAACAAAAACGAAACAAAAAAACACAAAACGGAACUUUACGUCGGGUGUUAUACGUUCAAAGUGUCGUGGUAAGUGGUCCGUAGUUCGCUACUUCUCUGCCCGGGGUGCUCGUCCUGCCGUUACCGCCAGCCCGGGGAAAGCUCCCGUUCGCGCGCUGUAUCGUGGUUAAGACAAUGUUACAGAAAUGCAUUUAUCCACCCAAAGGCCUGGCUCCGCUGGGCACUUUAUUUUUAAAAAUAUCCGUUUUGCUGGACGAGGCACGGAGAGACUCAAAUAAAGGCAGAAUGACGGCGUUUGACGCGCUUCCCCGGCCUUCCCUUGGGCAGCCUGGGUGCGGAGGGAGAGCAGCUCCGCUCCUCCCCAGCACCAGGGAAGGGCACUGGCAGUGCCCGGCGUGAUCCCCACGGGACAUCCACCAGCAGCCGGGGCCGCAGGGACCCGCAGAGCCCGGGCUGGGUCACGGCACGGGCUCAGCCCGCGGCUGCGCUCGGCUGCACGGCAGCCCCGGGGAACAGAGCGCAGCGAGGCGCAGGGGGUGUUGGCGACCACUUUAUUAUGACAAAGGCUACAAGCCGCGUUCUUUUUAAAGUGCAUUAUAAUUCACCGUCAACGAACCACAGACACAAGCCUGGCAUAGUGCAGAUACGGCCAACGUGGCAGAGGACACCGAGCGGACAGCGGGGCCGGGGCAAGCCGGGGGACGGAGGCAGCGGGAGCGGGGCUGGGGGCGAGGGAGCGGGGCUGGGGUACAAGCGCUGCUCCAGACGGACCCAGAGCCCCGCCAGCCGGGACGGACAGCGGGCAGGACGGGAGCAGACCCGGGCCAGGAGGGGCUCAGCUCCCCGUGCAGACCCAGGGCGCUCUCUGCAUUUGGGGAUGCGAUGGGGGCCGUGCCCUGCCCUGCGUGGGAGCCCUGCGGUUCCCAGAGGAGCAGGGCAGCGGUUCCAGCCCUGGACAAACACCGUCCCGCAGCACCGCUCCAGGCUGGCACAGGAGUCCAGCAGCUUCCUGCAUCCCACGCCAGGCCAGCUGGCAGCACACGUGGCUCCUAGGGGACAGCCCCAACCUUCAGGCCCAGCUCCCUGCUCAGGGAAGGGGCUUCCAUCCAUCCAUUCCUCCAUCAAUCCCUCCAUCCACCCACCCACCCAGGCCUGGACAAACAGCCCCACAAAGGUGCUGCUGAAGGACGGCGGCGGUCUGGGACGUCCGUGGUCCCCCCCCAACCUGAGAGCACCCUGGGCAGCGCACGGGGCUCAGCUGCCUGGCUGGGAAUGCUUAGUUUAAAGUGCUUUUUUCUUUUUCUUUUUGCAUGGGGUGCUAAGGCCAAACCUCACCUUGCCAGAGAACAUUUCCCAUUUACCCCCAAGGCCAAGGCCAGGACCAAAGCAUCAGAAGCCUCCGGAGAGCUUUCCGGGGAGCCUUCCCCUCCGUCACUGCACAUAGCAGCUGCGGGUCUGCUGCGCCCUGAUCAAACCUCACCGAAGCAACAUCCAAGCAAUUCUGUGCAAU
Molecule: messenger RNA, 6134 nt
Organism: Cygnus olor (mute swan)
Lineage: Eukaryota; Metazoa; Chordata; Aves; Anseriformes; Anatidae
Gene: CNTNAP1
Product: contactin associated protein 1
Exons: 24
Coding region: 84-3998 (1304 amino acids)
Source: RefSeq, a predicted model, not a curated record